Molecule: messenger RNA, 501 nt
Organism: Letharia columbiana
Lineage: Eukaryota; Fungi; Ascomycota; Lecanoromycetes; Lecanorales; Parmeliaceae
Exons: 3
Coding region: 1-501 (166 amino acids)
Biological process (GO): intracellular sterol transport
Molecular function (GO): sterol binding
Source: RefSeq, a predicted model, not a curated record
AUGAAGCUCACUACCACCCUUUUGCCGCUCCUCCUUUCUUCUCUUGCCACGUCCAGCUCCCUUUCCUUUUUCGGUAGCAAUCAACAAGUACUUGAUGACGACCUCAAAGUGCCUGGUGACAACCCACUCGAAUUCUGCGCUAAGAGUGACGACUUCAUUCUCACCAUCAACAACGUUGACCUAGAACCAAAUCCUCCUUUGCCUGGCAAGACACUCACCAUCAAGGCCAAGGGUAACUUCACAGAAGAGGUCGAGCAAGGCGCAUACGUCGUCCUGGUUGUCAAGUAUGGCUUGAUUCGUUUGAUCAACCAACAAGCCGAUCUUUGCGAGCAGAUGAAGAGUGCCGUCGAUGAGGAGUGUCCAUUGAUCGGAGAGAAGACUAUCACAAAGGAUGUGGAUCUACCAAAGGAAAUUCCACCUGGCCAUUAUACCGUGUCUGCAGAUGUCUACACCGAAGAUCAUGUAAAGGUCACAUGCUUGACCGCAUCGAUCAAAUUUUGA